This is a messenger RNA of Phragmites australis (common reed), 2556 nucleotides long. RefSeq lists its product as uncharacterized. Bases 175 to 2373 code for a protein of 732 amino acids. Gene Ontology annotation, molecular function: protein binding. NCBI's taxonomy places the organism in Eukaryota, Viridiplantae, Streptophyta, Magnoliopsida, Poales, Poaceae. The record is from RefSeq and is a predicted model, not a curated record. The transcript is spliced from 3 exons.
AGUGCCUCAUGAACCACUUUGGUGGCAUAAUCCAGUGCCUUGAGCUGAGCAAGGCUUUGCAUUUGCAGGCACUGCAAUGGUUUGAUUCUUGUUCCUGAGCAGUUGAGCUGCACACGCUAACCUCUUUUUCACCAAGUUCUUGGCAUUGCAUUGCCUCACAUGCCAUGUGAGUAGAUGAGCAGAGCUCACUCCAAGUCAAGCUGCACACCAGCAUCAACCCACCGCGAGAUCUCCCAAGAUUCGGCAAUGGAGAAGUCCUGCUACUUCACUCUGCGAUGGGAGAGCACCGGUGACCAGUGGUGGUACGCGUCGCCGAUCGACUGGGCGGCGGCCGACGGCCACUACGACAUCGUCCGCCAGUUGCUGCACCUCGAUCCCAACCUGCUCAUCAAGCUCACCUCCCUCCGUCGGAUCCGCCGGCUCGAGGCACUGUGGGACGACGACCCCCGCUUCGCCGACGUGGCGCGGCACCGCGCGUCGGUCGCUCGAAGCCUGCUACUGGAGUGCGAGUGCAGGAACCACCCGCUCCCGGGAGGCGGCGGGAACACGCUGCUCAGGGCUGGGUACGGUGGGUGGUUGCUGUACACGGCGGCGUCGGCGGGGGACAUGGCGUUCGUGCAGGAGCUACUGGACAGGGACCAGCUGCUCGUCUUCGGCGAGGGCGAGUACGGCGUGACGGACAUGUUCUACGCGGCGGCGAGGGGCGGAAGCGCCGAGGUGUUUAGGCUGCUGCUCGACCACGCCAUGUCGCCGAGGUGCUCGACAAAUUGCCGGAACGGGGAAGGCAGGAGCGGCGCCGGUCGCGGGUCCGUGUUCUGGCUGGAGAUGAUGAGCCGGGCCGUCCACGCCGCGGCGAGAGGCGGCAGCGUGGAGAUGCUGAGGGAGCUCAUCGAGCGGCGCUCCGACGUUUCGGAAUAUCUCGACGUCCGUGGAUCCACCGUGCUGCACGCCGCUGCUGGGAGAGGGCAGCUGCAGGUUGUGAAGUACCUCAUGGCCUCUUUCGACAUAAUCAACACCACUGAUAAUCAUGGGAACACUGCAUUACAUGUAGCAGCCUAUCGAGGGCAUCAGCCUGUUGUCGAAGCAUUGGUUGCUGCGUCUCCAUCAACCAUGUCAGCAGUCAACAAUGCUGGUGAUACAUUUCUUCAUUCAGCAGUUGCGGGAUUUAGGACCCCAGGAUUCCGACGGCUUGACCGCCAAAUGGAGCUGAUGAGAUACCUCAUACGUGAAAGAACUGCAGAUAUCCAAAAGAUCAUCAACUUGAGAAACGACGCAGGCCUUACCGUCCUUCACCUGGCUGUGGUUGGUUGCGCGCAUCCAGACCUCGUUGAGCUCUUGAUGACCACCCCAUCGAUCAACCUUAAUGCUGAAGAUGCGAAUGGCAUGACCCCCCUAGCAUUGCUAAAACAGCAGCUGCGCUCAUCGACAUCUGAGCGGCUCAUCAAGCAGAUAGUCUCUGCUGGAGGAGUCUUGAAUUCUAGUAUUUUGAGAACCCGAUCAGCCAUUGCUUCCCAGAUAAAGAUGCAGGGGGGAAUUGCAAGCGCUCCUGGUACUACUUUCAAGGUAUCAGAUGCAGAGAUAUUCUUGUUCUCCGGUAUCGGAGCAGCGGACUCUCUAAGGCCAAGCUCAUGCUCCAGCAAUGGCAAGGAUGACCCUACUCACACAGAUACAAACGGUGCAGGUGGCGAAAACCAUGUAUCGUCAGAGAAGCGACUGAGCUCUGCGAGUCGAGCUAAGGACCGUCUCAAGAUGAUGCUGAGAUGGCCUCGCCACAAGACGCCAAAGAAAUCAGAGGACAACGGCCCGCUGGAUUCCAUCAAGAAACUGAACGAGCACGCCGUCGAGACACCAGCUCCGCUGAGGCAGAAAUUCACCAAGACAACGGCGCUCAACAACAAGCGAACUCUUGCAGUGAAAAGCUCCACCCCUAGCUCAGCCACCAAGAAGAAGCUCAACACGAAGCUCAUCCAUGGCAUCAUGGAGGCCAUGCCACAGCUGGCACCGUCCGGGCGGUCUCGUUCCCCGACUAGCACCCUCCCGAGGUCCUCCAUGUCGUUUACUCCACCACCGUUGGCGAAGCUGAAGGGCAUCUGCCUGGAUGACGAGAUCUCAAUGGCGACGCCGCCAUCCGGUAAGCUGAAGGACAUUGUCCUGGACAGCGACACCAUGGAGGACCCGUCGUGCUCCAACUCGUCGAUGGACGAUGGCGGCGCCGCCAGCGGUCCGGUGGGGAAUGCAACCAGGAGGCACGGGUGCGGGAACGGGAGGCUGAUCAACAUCUGCUUCGGCGCGCAGGGCCUCACCGUGGAGGACUCGGUGAGCGGGCAGCAGACGAGCAAGAUGUUCAAGCAGCAGUGCCUCAGGGUGUCUUGAUUGAAGGACGCCGCCCCUCCUAGUGUCUCUCUGAAUGGUUGUGCAGUUCAACGUCUAUCGGCCUGUUGAACUCCAUGGUUAACUGGUGCGUGUGAUUAACUGAUUGGCUUGUUUUCUCCCGCGUGUAUGUUGAGGCGUGUGCUUGAUUUCUGGUUGUGAAUUUCAUAAUUAGUGAUGAUCCUA